Molecule: messenger RNA, 1410 nt
Organism: Lottia gigantea (owl limpet)
Lineage: Eukaryota; Metazoa; Mollusca; Gastropoda; Lottiidae
Exons: 6
Coding region: 99-698 (199 amino acids)
Biological process (GO): proteasome-mediated ubiquitin-dependent protein catabolic process; protein polyubiquitination
Cellular component (GO): nucleus
Molecular function (GO): ubiquitin conjugating enzyme activity; protein binding
Source: RefSeq, a predicted model, not a curated record
AUUCAACCGGAAGUGAUUUUUUUUAUUUUUAGUAAUGCCUUCAUUAUCCUAACAUUUUUUCAGAUUAUUGAUAAAAUAUUGCCCUAAAUUAUUAAAAGAUGACCAACAUUGCUCAAGCAAGAAUAAAGAGAGAAUUUAAAGAAGUUGUCAAAAGUGACGAGGUUGCUGCCUGUAACAUUACAUUAGAAUUAGUUGAUGAUAAGUAUAAUGAAUUAAUAGGUAAAAUAGCUGGGCCGCCAGAUACACCAUAUGCUGAAGGUACAUUCUGUUUAGAAAUUAGAAUACCAGAAACAUACCCUUUUAAUCCACCAAUAGUUAAAUUUUUAACUAAAAUAUGGCAUCCCAAUAUAAGUUCAGUUACUGGUGCUAUUUGUCUAGAUAUUUUAAAAGAUCAAUGGGCGGCUGCAAUGACAUUACGGACAGUUUUAUUAUCAUUACAAGCAUUAUUAGCAGCUGCAGAACCAGAUGAUCCACAAGAUGCUGUGGUAGCACAACAAUAUAAGGAAAAUUACUCAAUAUUUGAAAAAACUGCUAAACAUUGGACAGCAGUUUAUGCAGGAGGUCCCAAAUCAUGUCCAGAAUUAGAUUCAAAGAUUACAUCCUUAAAAAAUAUGGGCUUUGAUGAGAAUCAAGCUCGAGCUGCAUUAUCUUCUAAAGGAUGGGAUAUAGAACGUGCCACGGAAUAUUUAAUAAAUUAAUAUAUAUAUACAUACAGACUUAUAGAGAACUAUUUUCAUUAUCUUUCAAAAUGGCCUGGAAAUUUACUUUAAAUUCACCACUGAAUUUGUACUUUCUUUGAUAUUUCCAAUGAUUACAAUGGUAUGCUGCAAAUUUCCAGGCCAAAAAAGAGUGGUCUUGUGUGCCUCUGAUUGUUGACUUUACUGGAUGAUGUAGACUACAGAAAUUUAUCUAUUGGAGUGAGAUCCAGUCCUAUUUCAACAUAUAUAAAUCAUGUGUGAAUGGAACCAAUAUUUCUACAGAAAUAUUUCUGAUUUAUUUCGUUAUAGUCUGAUUAAACUAAGAAUCAUAAACAUGAUUAUAUGCUAAAAUAGGAUAGAAAACAAUCAUUGUUAAAAUCAUGAUUAUCUACAUUACACUACAAUAGCUACUGUUCUUGUAUCUUGGAAGAUUGCAGUAUUUGAUAAGAUCAUACGCUACUGAAUAAGCCAAUUAGAGCUGCCUACAGAAACUCUGUAAACAAGAAGCUGUAAUGUUUACAGUUUUGCUGUCAAGGGCUCUGAUUGGCUGUAUUUGCAGACGUGCAGUCCAAUCAAUCUGUGAUAAAUGAAAGGUGGUUAUUGUAGUCAAGGUAUGUAACAAAGACAAAGUUAUGUAAUACCUUGACCAUUAUGAAGAUGAGCUGCCAAAAAAAUAUGCUGUAUUCAAGUCUACAAUUACAAAAUUCAUUAU